This is a messenger RNA of Saccostrea echinata, 473 nucleotides long. Its product is annotated as cysteine and tyrosine-rich protein 1-like. The transcript has 4 exons. The coding region runs from base 1 to 444 and encodes 147 amino acids. The record is from RefSeq and is a predicted model, not a curated record. NCBI's taxonomy places the organism in Eukaryota, Metazoa, Mollusca, Bivalvia, Ostreida, Ostreidae.
AUGGACUCCAAUGCUGUCCUGCUGUUUGCUUGUUACAUGUAUAUAGUUAUGUUACAAGCAUCAUCAGUAGAAUGCAGUUACUACCACUCUUAUUCCAACAACAUCACAACAUCUGACCAGGAGGCCACAGUAGCCGGUAUCAUUCUGGGCGUCUUGUUCACCCUAGGAAUCAUGAUAUCUGUAGCGGUGUGUAUCGCCUUAUUCUGCUGUAAAUCUAAGAACGGCAGUAACCGACUGGUCAGCCAUAAUGACAUCAGAGACUCCUCUCCCACCACCGUCACUUUCGUCACCAAUACCAGUCCAUCUAGCCCGGGACAAUUUCCGGUCUCUGGUGUCCAGGGCCCCCCUCCUUAUCGCUCCCUAUUUCCGGGGUCGCCACCACAAGACAUCAUGCCACAACAGACGAUGCCUAACUCACCACCACCUAUGUAUUCAGAAACAUAAUAAAAAGUGCAAUAAACCAUAAAAGUCGU